AUGUCUCAUCUCACCUACACGUCCUAUGAAGGUUACGGCGAAAGGGCCAAGAAGAACCUAUGGUACAGCCAGGCCGUCCGAGUCGGCGACGUGAUUGAGUGCUCCGGGCAGGGUGGCUGGGACCGCGACACCGACAAGAUCGACCCGAAUAUCGUGACCCAGAUCGAAAAGGCUUUCGAAAACGUUGAGAGAACCCUGAAGCUGGCGGGAAGCCGAGGGUGGGAGGAUGUCUUCUUCCUCCGCUCUCAUCACCUGCCAUGCAACCAGGAGGCCAUGGACACCAUGGUCCGCUGCCUGAAGCGCUACUGCCCCAACCACCAGCCUGCUUGGACUGCUCUGGGAGUCCCGCGCCUGGCAUUCGAUGACAUGAGGGUCGAAAUUGAAGUCCGCGCCCACGUCCAGAACUGA
This is a messenger RNA of Cordyceps fumosorosea ARSEF 2679, 408 nucleotides long. RefSeq names its product Endoribonuclease L-PSP/chorismate mutase-like protein. Gene Ontology annotation, cellular component: cytosol. Gene Ontology annotation, molecular function: deaminase activity. The transcript is spliced from 2 exons. The record is from RefSeq and is a predicted model, not a curated record. NCBI's taxonomy places the organism in Eukaryota, Fungi, Ascomycota, Sordariomycetes, Hypocreales, Cordycipitaceae. Bases 1 to 408 code for a protein of 135 amino acids.